This is a messenger RNA of Lachancea lanzarotensis, 801 nucleotides long. RefSeq names its product LALA0S01e11034g1_1 (gene KNH1). Gene Ontology annotation, biological process: fungal-type cell wall organization; (1->6)-beta-D-glucan biosynthetic process; cell wall biogenesis. The record is from RefSeq and is a predicted model, not a curated record. Bases 1 to 801 code for a protein of 266 amino acids. The transcript has a single exon. Lineage: Eukaryota; Fungi; Ascomycota; Saccharomycetes; Saccharomycetales; Saccharomycetaceae. Gene Ontology annotation, cellular component: extracellular region.
AUGCCAUUACGUUCACUAAUUUCCCUAAUUCAAAUAUACCUUUGCUUGGUUGCAGCGGAUCUUGCCGUUGUAAAACCAGGUAGUGGUGACCAGAUUUCAGUUUCUUCAAAUUCUGCAUCCUUUGAUGUAGAAUGGACAGACGCUGGUAACGUACCAGAUUUGAGUUCAGUUACGCAAUACGUUUUCACUCUGUGUUCCGGUCCAAAUAAUAAAAUUGAGGCUGUUACUACGCUGGCGACAGUUUCCGCGGGCGAAGUAACCGCUAACAAAUAUACUGUAACCGUUGACACAAACGCUGGCGCAAGUGGUACUUAUUUUGUACAAGUGGUGGCCGUUUCUCCUGAAUGGAUUACCAUUCACUACUCAAACAGGUUUACUAUUACUGGAUUGCAGGGGAAUAAAGCAGCACCGCCUGUGAACGAACCACAGGGACCAACGCCUGAAACUAUGAAAAUAGGCCCAGAUGGGCCACCACCACCGAUAGACUCUGCUUCAUUCAAACUUCCCUAUGCGUCACAAACCGGAUCCACCCUUUUUGCAGCCAUGCAAACCCAGCCGGGAUCUACAGUCACGGCAACACAAUGGACUCGAAUCAAUCCUACAAGUGCCUGCACCUUCUUUAAAGCUGGCACUUAUAAACCUCAAAUAAAAACUACAAUAACAGCGGGUUGGGAUUACACGAUUACAAGCCGUAUUAAUGAUGUCCAUCCUAAACCAAUGCCCGCGGAAAACGGCGGGUGGUACAAACGUGCAGACAAGAUGACUUUGACGACUCGAAAGGUAAAUAGGUCCGUAAAUUGA